AGCGCCGCGCGCUUUUCACCGCCCUACCCAAAUUAUUGUUAAUUAAAACAUUAAUUACAUUUUUUGUGCUUGUGCUUGUGACAGUGCCGUGUCCGGUUGAGAGCGGCUCAAUCCGGUUUCGUCCAGGCGAAUCCAGUUCGAGCAAGUUCGGGUGCAGCACGGAGCAUGGGCGGAAAUGGCAUGGAGUGAGAUGGCGUGGCUCUGGCUCGCCGCCCUACUCGCCGCGCUUGCUAACGCCGCCUCGCGCGUGCCCACGCAGGAGCCCGUGCUAUUCGAAGCCGCUUUUCAAGGAAGGUGCGGCGAGGGUAGCCCAUGCGAGCAACUCUGCAGCGAGUUACACGACGGCACCUACGAAUGCGGGUGUGGUCCCGGCUACGUGCUACACGUAGACGGCUACGGCUGUUUAGAAAUCAACUCCACAAAGGCCACUGAGGCGCCUGUGAAAGAAGAUGUCCUCUAUCAAAAGGACGUCUCCUUCUCCGCGGAGCUAGAAGUUGCCCCGUCCACUAGAUUUAGUAAUAAUAUUAAACAUAUCGAUACCACACAUCAACCUAGUAAAGAGGAGAAAAGAGAAAACUAUUCAUUCACAGGAGAAAAGAGUAAAGAACUAGAUGGCCUUAAGAGUUUGAUAGAAGAUGGCGUUAGCAAAGCAGACUUGAAUAUCAUAUCAGAUGGGGCAAGUGAUAUUGAUAAGAUGAAAAUUACUACUCUGGGGCCGAGCUUGGAACAGAAAGUGCCAGGUGGAACGUCAUCGCCAAAGCAAACUACAGCAGUGGAAGGUUGUAAAUGCGACCCUUGUACAGACCCCAGGUGUACGUGUAUGCUACGGAAAUGUAAAACUGAUCAAAAGAUAUCAAUACCACGUUUUUCCGGUUCAUCGUGGAUAGCUUUACACGCACUACGAGGGGCGUACAAGCGCGUACGAUUACGUAUACGUGUGCGACCGGAGCGGACCAGGGGAGUUCUACUAUUGACAGGGGAGCACGAUGACCUAUCUGGAGAUUAUUUGGCACUGAUUUUAAGAAACGGGCAUGUGGAAUUGAGAUUCGACUGCGGCAGUGGAGCUGGUGUGCUUCGUUCUCCAGAACCGGUGCGUCUGGGAAGGUGGAAUACAGUAUCUGUGUACCGACAUCGGUGGGACGCUUGGCUUCGCUUGAAUACUGGGAAACGCGUGCGGGGGAGAUCUAAGGGCCUCUUCUCCAGGAUGACUUUUAGAGAGCCAGUAUGGGUGGGCGGUGCUGGCAAUACCACAGGACUGCAGAGCAAAUUGGGUCUUACGGAAGGUCUUCUUGGCUGUGUGGACUUCCUUAGAAUCAACGGUGAUACAUACCGACUAGUGAAGGAUGCUGUAUCUACUCUUGAUAUCAGUGAAUGUGCCCCAACCCUCGCUCCUUGGCGACCAUUGAAUGAAGUCACGAGCGAAAUAAUCCCACACAGACACAAUGACUUAGAUCACGCAAUAUACGACAUUAAUGAUAUCGUACAUUUUGAGGACAACGAUAUUGUUAUGCGCGACUCGAAGGACCAAAACAAAAUGGACAACUUUGUAAUGAAAUAUAAUGAUUUAAAGAAAAUGAAAUUCGACAAUGAUAAACGGGACGUCAAAUUUGUUAAUGAUAUUGAUAAUGAUUUGAAAAGCGAAGUAAAGGAUUGCCAGUGUCAACAUGGGGGUGGCUGUGUGGGAACCGUCUGCUUGUGUCCGCUGGGCUACGCUGGAGACAAAUGCGAGAUAACGCUGGAUUUAAAGGUACCUCGAUUCAACGGGUCCUCGUACCUACGGUUACCCGGGCUUGGCAAUUCGGCACAGUCAUGGUUAGAUAUACAGAUAACAGUGAAACCAACGAGUGGUGACGGUCUUCUUCUAUACAACGCUGAGGAUCCAAGUGGCGACGGUGACUUCUUUUCACUUCACCUCAGGGACUACUUCGUGGAGUUUGCCUUCGAUUUGGGUUCCGGUAUUGCGCUUGUGAGAUCAGCAUACCCCUUAAAACAAAACGAAUGGCACCGAAUAUCAGUGAAUCGGUCGGGUCGUCGCGCCUCCUUGCGUAUACGCUACGACACAGAUACGACACAUGACGCGUCACGAUCCGUUACGUCACGGGGUGUUGGUAAAUACUUGGAGCUUCGACAGCCCUUGAUGCUAGGAGGAGCCCCACAACCGUUGCCAGCUAGAUUAGCGCUUAAGAAUUCGUAUAGUGGCUGUGUUGGACAGUUAAUAAUCAAUGAUGAAGAACUGUCUGUGGUGUCGUCAGCGCUGGGAGGCGUCAACGUGGAUAAUUGCGAUGAUCCAAGAAACGAUUCUUGCUAUAACAACAUUUGCAGAGAAAGACUUGAACCUGUAUCAUACCCAAAAAAUCUAACAGACAAAACCCAUCAUACCAUCGUAGCAAAAAAGGGAUUCAAAUUAAAAAACCACAAAUCGAAGCAAAAGAAGCGCGCACGCAUGGAAAAGUAUAAGCGGAAAGGCUUUUUCAAAAAACGAUUUGAAAACGAAAUAAUGACAGAAGGACCGGUGUACGACGGACAGACGUACAUACAAAUGAAGUAUAUGAGUAGUAACGAAAUUAACUGGGGCGAUACUAAUAGUUAUCCGAGUUUUACGGGAACUGACAGCUUUAUUCACAUCGAUGAUGAGGAGACUAUGAAAAGAUUGCUAAGUUACACCCUGGACAUAAACAUCCGUUUCCGGUCAGUGUCACCCCAUGGCCUGUUAGUAUGGAGUGGCCGCGCUCCUUUAUCUCCAAGAACAGACUUUCUUUCACUUGCCGUUGAGAACUCUGUACUUGUGUUUAGAUAUGAUCUUGGUAGUGGAGAAGUCGUUAUAAUAGCAAAUCAUACUAAAGUAGACGACGGAUUAUGGCACAGAGCAAGAGCUACUAGGAAUCGACAAGCAGGUGUUCUAGAAGUGGAUGGGCUGGGUUCAGUCGGGAAAAUAUCUCCGGGAAAACUCAAACAACUGAACUCUGAAAACGGAUUAUAUAUAGGUGGUCUACCCUCAAUAGAAAUAAACACAAAUGGAAAAUACAAGAGCGGUCUCGUUGGGUGCGUCUCACAAAUAUCGCUAAGUGGAGAUUUCGACAUCCCCUUAACUUUAUCAAAACUACCCCACACUAUAACUAACAAUGUCGGUCGAUGUACACCAUAACAAAAGUUUUGUCAGAAACAAAAACGCAAAUAAAUUUAUUUCAUUUUGCAUAUGGAGCCUACUCCUUACAUACAUAUCAGAGAACAUCGGCAAUAAUGCAUCAAUGUGGGUACUUUUAGCUUCGAGUUAUCUAACAAAUUCACUUAAGCUUAGUGAAUGAGUUUUUUUUAAUAUAUUGAAUACUUUAAUAGUCUAAUAUCAUUAUCAGCGUAUAUUUAUCUGUUUUCAAUCACAGUUUUAAAAUAAUUGAAAAACAUAAACGGACGAAAAAAUGUAAAUCCAAUAAAAUUAUUUGUUAUACUCAGGUAACUAUAAAACAAUUUAUAUAUAGUAUAAAUAUAUUAAAAGUAUUACGAAAUAAACCCAAGUUUGAUAGAAUUUGCUAGUUUGCUCGAAAAAGUCCCAGUUUUUGGUUUGAAUCUGUAUCCAAUUUAGUCAAUUUAGAAUGAGCUGUGUUUGUGGCCGAAAAUUUUCUUAAUAACUUUGAUUAAAACAAAUACUUGAACAUUAUUGAGUAUAUGAUGCUAAUUAAACGAGAUCUAAUAUUAAAGUCGAAAUAGCGAAGGUACAAAAACUAUCGUCUUUGCAAUCUUCCGUCAAAACAUUUUAGUUUUUUUGGUACUUUUUGGUUUAAUUUAAUGGUAAUGUGUUGUCAUCUUGCAUAUGAAUUUAGAACGUAAUUUUAUGGUAGACAAUUAUUAAAAAAGUUACAAGAUUUUCAAUAUUCACUAUAGUAUCAAGAGUUUGUAUUUGUUUUAAUCACAGUAAAACUUAACCUUUUUCGUACAAUUUAAAACUUUUCGAAGUGCUUUACUAUCUAGUAGAUAUGAAAAAUACUAUUUGUAAUUAAAUAAAUUAUAGUCGUACAAGUGAUUUGCACGCAAUUUAGUUUCAUAACACGAUUUGUUAGUGCGAAUUCAGUGUUUUUCUCGCUCUCAUCCUCGCGUUUCACAUGGCAAGAGCGAGACAGAAAAUUCGCACGCUUUACGACCCUACUUAAGAGCGGACUUAAGUUUUAACCUUGAAUUUCUUGAUGGAGUUUUGGUGGAAUCUUAAGUCAUCUUAGGUUAUGUAUAAAUUAGUAUAUAACACGUAAUAGCGUUUGUAUCGAAUUUUGCAUAUAAACGUUUACUAGGAGUGAGUAGUAGAUAAAUAGUAAUUGGAUUUGAGCUUUUAUAUUUAGGCUUAUGUUUGCUUAGCUUCUGUAUCAUUUAGUAGUAUUAUUUGCCAUACAACCUAGUAAAACAGCCAACAUUUACCCACAGCUAAUUUUGCAUAGCUUCGUAAGCAAGUCCCAUUUGGGUUAACACUAAUAAUUUUGUCAAUUAACUAAUCCACAGGGUUAAAUAUAUAAAACAUAUCUUUCUUUGCAUAAAUCUUGCUCUAAAAUAAAUGAUAAAAAUGCAAAUCGACCAAAUUUUUUUAUUACCUACUUAAAUGUUUAUAAAAUAUGUUGAAUACACUUAACCAAAUAUGAAACUAGUCCACUUUGUUUAAUACUAUAAAUUAUAGAAAUAUGAUCUCAUACAAAUUGUAAUAUUAUUUAAUAGAUGUUUUGAGUGUUAUAUUUUCACAGGUCUGUAGGGUUAUUGAGAUUUUUACUUGCAUAAUGUAGUCACAUUUUCCUUUAAAAUUUGCAUAUUCUCACAUUGGUGUUUUUACCUAAUUUUGCUUAUUUUUUUUAUCAGGCGUUAUGUUAGGAUAAAUCUCAAUAAUGCAAUACCUGCUUUUCAUUGCAUUUUGGUAAGUUUUAUAUGCACAGCUUAUCAACUUCCCGGAUUUUUUAUUUUAUAUGUUUUAGUUUCAAACCCCAUAGUACAAUAAUGUUUCUGGCUAUUAUAAAUAAUUGGAAAUGCCUGAAAUAUCUAUAUUUAUAAAUAAGGUAUAAGUUUGCUUUUUAAAUACUAUAUAAACCUAUAAAUGUAUCAGUACUUAAUAAAAAAUAUUUAUAUUUAAAAUUAAAUAACCAUAAACAGUUACACUUCUUUUGUAUGGACCCUAAAAAAAUAUCUCAAUUUAUACAAAAAAAAAAUGGUUUGCAUAUUAGCACCACUCUUAGUUGUACGCAAUGGGCAUUGCCUCUCCUUCGAUCAUGGCCUCAUAUAUUACAUGUUAUUAUACCACUGAGCAAUGUAAAGCAGGUUACCAGCGAAGUAGGAGUAACAAAUAGCUUCGUAGACUUAGUUUUGUAUGUGAACCUGUCCGAUGUAUUAUACGCCGUUAUUUGUA
Molecule: messenger RNA, 5374 nt
Organism: Pieris brassicae (large cabbage white)
Lineage: Eukaryota; Metazoa; Arthropoda; Insecta; Lepidoptera; Pieridae
Product: pikachurin-like
Exons: 18
Coding region: 176-3145 (989 amino acids)
Source: RefSeq, a predicted model, not a curated record